GGAACGCACAUCAGAGGUGAGGAUGGUGAGGGCAUGGGAGAACUAGAUAGCGGAAAGCUUGGGAGCCCAGAAGGCGGGACAAUGUCAGGGUAAAUUGGAAGAGAGGGACUUAGAUGGAAAUUAGGUGCCAGAGGGAUGAGAGAAAUAUAAAAAAGGAGUAAUUUGGGAAGAUUUUUGUGAGGGUGUGUGUCUAUAUGUGCGUGUUGACUUAUCCAGCUGUUUCAGUUAGACUGAGGAUGAUGUUUGUUUUCUAAUUUGGGGUGGAUGUUCUGGUUGAUUAAUAGUUAAUAAAAAUCUUGUGUAAUAGCGAGGUAAGAACACAAUCAAAAAGUGACAGUACACAUCUGUGCAGAGGUCGGAGGCAUCUAGAAAAGGCAGCUCAUGUGCGAUGUUGAGUGGCGUGAACUAAGCGAGGGGAUAGAGGGGGGGUGGGUGCAGCCAGGCUCUGUGCAAAGAUGAAUACAGCUGUGCAGAGAGGCUGUGCAUGUUGCACAAACAGUAAAACAACCUGCAGCAGCAGCUCACACAUCAAGAUCACGUUAUUAUUCCUUAUGGCUCACUGACAACUGCAGGAAAAACUGGGACCGACUCAGGAAUCCCUGAAAAGAGGUGACCAUUGGCAACACGGUGGGACAUAGCAGGUGGAAGAUUUGGAAAGGAAACAAAGGAUAAGAGCCAAGAAAAAAGGAGCGGAGGAAGAAAAUCACAAAAGACGAGUACUGACACUAAUUAAGCCGUGGUGGUCCCAGCCUUCCGAUCCACAAUGUCUGUUCAGCUGCACCAGGUUCUUCUUUUCUGCCUGACUCUCACAAAGGGAGGGUGCACGUUCACCAACAACCAUUGGGGUGACUGGAAUGACUCUCAGCUUCUACCAACGAUUCAGAAACUCAUGAAGGGAUACAAUCGAUACCUCAGGCCUAAUUUUAAUGAGGGUCCUGUGGAAAUCGGAAUGAGCCUUGACAUUGCCAGCAUCGACGCCAUUUCUGAAAUCAAUAUGGACUACACAGCAACUAUCUUCCUCCGUCAGCGCUGGCGGGAUUCCAGGUUGGUGUUUCCCGGGAAUGAGAGUGUGAGCGUAGACGGACGUCUUGUGUCUCUGCUCUGGAUCCCUGACACCUUCAUCCCAGACUCCAAGCGGUCCUUCCUGCAUGAUGUCACUGUGGAAAACCGCCUCAUUCGGAUCUUUAGCAAUGGAACUGUCCUCUACGCCUUGCGUAUAACUGCUACAAUUGCCUGUAACAUGGACCUGACCAAAUAUCCCAUGGACAAACAGGAAUGCACGUUGCAACUGGAGAGCUGGGGCUAUAACAUACAGGAUGUUGUGUUCUACUGGACCAGAGGGAAUGAUUCAGUGAAGGGUUUGGACACCCUGCGGCUGGCUCAGUACAGCGUGGAGAGCUACUAUACAUCAGUGUCAGAGGCCGUGUACGAAACAGGACAUUACCCCAAGCUGGUGCUGCAUUUUGCGCUGCGUAGAAACGUCUUGUUCUUUAUCUUGGAGACGUAUGUUCCUUCCAUUCUUCUUGUGGUUCUGUCCUGGGUCUCUUUCUGGAUCAGCCAGUCUUCUGUACCGGCUCGGACCUGCAUCGGAGUGACAACAGUACUGACGAUGACUACUCUGAUGAUGGGUGCCCGCACUUCCUUACCUAACGCCAACUGCUUCAUAAAGGCCAUAGAUGUCUAUUUGGGCAUCUGUUUCACCUUCAUCUUUGGCGCUCUGCUGGAGUACGCCUGUGCUCAUUUUUACACCAUGCAGCACCAAACCCUAGAAGAUCUCCACAGGGAGCUUCUGAGAGAGUUCUGUGAGUCUAACGGAAACGGCUUGAUCCCCAUCAUGGGGCCGAGCCAGCCGAGCCAGUCUGCAGAGAUUGGUUCCACUGCAGAGGAAGCCACUGAGCAGCCAGUGAACAGUGACAUUAAGAAUCCUCCAGCAACCAGAGAGAAAGUGCAGAGUCAGGGCUGUGGGUUGUCGUCUGUGAAGGAUGCGUCACGCAGAGCAGUGUCUGUCUUCAUCGUUGAAAAUCCACACAACAUCGAUCGUCACGCCCGCACUGUUUUUCCCACAGCUUUCCUGGUUGUCAAUAUCCUUUACUGGCUUUAUUAUCUCUUUCUCUGAGUGCCAGUUCCAGGCUGUGGAAUAGGAAGAUUCACCACUUGAGGCUAUUCCAACUCAGUAACUGUCAUCACAGCCUGGAUCUGAACUGAUUUGAUGCAGGUUUAUCUAGGAUCACCCUGAUAAAACCUUUUAGCAAACAGAUUGAUUAAAAAAAAAGCUAAAAUCUAAGUUCAGAACCGUUUUAAUGGUAAAAAAAGAGGACAAUGUCUCUAUAAAUGUGCAUGUGGAAGUGAUGAUGAAGCAUCUGUUACCUGUUUACAAGUCCAUAAGUCCAAAAAAGGAGCAGUAAACUUGUUCCUAUGGGCAGCUUGUUUUGACCCCACCCUAUGCUGUGCUGCAUUGAGAUGCCUUCAUUAAGUGACUCAUGUAGAUGUGCUCUUUUUUCUUGCUUUGGCUGUAAUACAUGGAGUCAACAUAAAUUUGCUUAACAGCAUAAAAUGUGCAAUUAAAAACAACAGUGAGUCCUUCAUUGUGAGUGUGCCGGUACAUUUUAAUGGGAAAACGUAUCUGUUUGCAACAUUAAACUUAAACUGUUUUCACGAAUGAAAGCAACAUUUAUUUUUCCUUUAUCCAGGUAAAUCAAGUAAAGUGCAAAAGUCAACCACAAGUCCUGCAGACAGGAAGCUAAAGUGACAUUUGAAGAAUUUUUUUGAGUAGAAAAAUUAAAAUGUUUUAUCCUAUAAGAAUGCAUUAGUCAUUAUUUUUUAUAUUUCCAUUAUAUAUGAAAGACAAAUUCCAAUAUGUGAACCAACAACUUCAGAAAGGUGAAAGACUGUCCAACUUUUUUUUAAUUAGCAAUGCUACUUUGAACUAAAUGUUGCAAAAAAAUAAAAUAAAAAAGGCAGCAUUUUAAAAUUAAAUAUGCCACAAUAAUAUUUUUAUAGGAAAGUGCAAAAGCAUCAGACCCUCCAAAUUUAGAUAUCUGUAAUUUUGGACAAGGUCUGAUGGAUCUAAUCAAAAAA
This is a messenger RNA of Oryzias latipes (Japanese medaka), 3078 nucleotides long. It is a transcript of the gene gabrp, whose product is annotated as gamma-aminobutyric acid type A receptor subunit pi. The record is from RefSeq and is a predicted model, not a curated record. Gene Ontology annotation, biological process: monoatomic ion transmembrane transport. Gene Ontology annotation, cellular component: membrane. Gene Ontology annotation, molecular function: extracellular ligand-gated monoatomic ion channel activity; transmembrane signaling receptor activity. NCBI's taxonomy places the organism in Eukaryota, Metazoa, Chordata, Actinopteri, Beloniformes, Adrianichthyidae.